Molecule: messenger RNA, 1938 nt
Organism: Fonsecaea multimorphosa CBS 102226
Lineage: Eukaryota; Fungi; Ascomycota; Eurotiomycetes; Chaetothyriales; Herpotrichiellaceae
Exons: 2
Coding region: 1-1938 (645 amino acids)
Source: RefSeq, a predicted model, not a curated record
AUGUCAGAUACCUGUAUUGUCUGCUUAGGAGACUUGAGCAGCGGCGAUGGCGAAGUUGCAGCUCCCCUUGCCAACCCUGCUGCCAAGUCUCCACCCAGCAUCGACGCCGCCGCCUCGAGGACGAUUGAAGCCGAACAUGAGCCAACUAUCACGACCUCGGCGGACAAAGACUCGACCGAGUUGAUCGCCCAUUUGAGGCCGUGUGGGCACUACCUGCACAACGAAUGUCUCACGCCAUGGGUAGAAAGAGCAAACAGUUGCCCGAUCUGUCGUGCCAGUUUUCAUCUCGUCGAAUUGAUGCGGACUAUCAACGGCGAUGUCAUUUCGUCAUACUCUGUCGAAGACCGAACGCAGGUUGCCGAGUUGGACCCUUCCAUGUUUCUCGAAAUCCCAGAAGAGGAGGAUGAGGACCAACCCUGUCAGGCCUGCGGCGAAGACGAUAAUGAAGACGUCCUGAUGUACUGCGAUGGCUGUCAGAAAUUAUGGCAUACUUAUUGUGUCGAUUUGCAAGAGGUGCCCUACGGCCACUGGUUUUGUGACAACUGCAGAGCACAGCGAGAUCUUGACCCUCGUGUAAUUGUGCGGUCAGGGCGACCGAAUCGAAGACGCACGCGAGGCCAACAGCGCAGGCAACGAGGUCAAGAGUCAAGCUGGAAUCAAGUCUGGCAGUCUGUUUGGUCACGCAUCAACCUUGACCUUGACUUUCCUUAUGAGGACGAUGAAUCAUCAGCCAGAUAUCUGAGGCGUCACCGGCAACGCACCCAGGCCGAUAGGCAGGCCCAUGACGCUUGGUUGCGCCGGAUGCAGGUUGCAGAACUUCAUGGGGCUGGCAGUCGGUUUAGGGAGACGGAACCAGCACUUCCCAGCAGCCCCGGGGGUGAUUCGACACCGAGGAACCGACGCGUAAGAGCGUCUCCGCUUCCACAAGCCGAGACUGCAGAUGAACUCCUGGCAUGGCAUGCCUUUGACCAAGCUCGAGCCUCUCCGAGUGAGCCCAGUUCGACACGCAAAAGAAAGCGGAAAUCCCCUACAUCGUCUCCAGCAGAACCCGAGAACGAACCCUCGUCUGCGAACAAACGUCGACGCCCUAGCGCGUCUAGCCGCACAGUUUCUGAUGGUCAUGCUGUUACCAUUACCAGCAAUCGGCGACGGCAGCCUUCACGCAUCGCCAGUCCCAUUCCAAGAAGGCAGCCUAAUGUGGAACCAGCGGGGCCCAGCUUUCUGCAAUCCCUUUUGCAAGAAGUUGAGGAUGCUGGUUCCGGUACUCAUAGUAUCAAUCUCCAUCGUCCUUCUCCUCGUCCUGCAGCAAGUCCACCAGCGGACCAAAAUUCUCCGCGACCGUCCUCACCUGCUUUAUCUCCUCUACCCUCGAAUCAUUCUUCGCCUCGGGCAAUGUCAGCUACUCCACCUCCACUUCUUGCAGGGCUCAGACCUGGCUCCCCUGCUGGCUUGUCUUCGAGCAUACAGCCUGUCUUUCCAUCCACUGAAUACUCUCCUCAACGAUCUACCUCGCCAGAGCCGAAACAGGCAGAGACGAAUGGCCCCCGGUUUAAUGGAUCGAGGAUUCCUCCACCUCCUUCGACGUCUACACCAUUAGCACAGCCAAGACCUAGGAGUCGAGUACCACGCAUUCUUGAAAAUGGGCAGGAUUCUACUGUGGAUUCGCGCUCGACCGAGGCUUCGCCCAACCGCGCAACCAUGUCUCUGACUGCAAAAGCCGACGUGCAAAAGCUCGUUGCGAGCGCCCUCAAACCACACUAUAAUGACCAAACCAUUACGAAAGAUGAAUACACGGCGAUCAAUCGCGACAUUUCCCGGAUGCUGUACGAUAAGAUUGGUGAUUUUGAGGCCCUUGAUGUGGACGACAAGGCAAAGUGGGAGAAGAUCGCCGGUGACGAGGUCAACAAGGCUGUGGGUGCGCUCAAAGCUCAAGGUUGA